AUGUUUCCCCUGAUGUUGCUGUGCCUGGUGUUGCUUGUGAGCAGCCUCUUGGGUGGGCCAACCAUCACCGCGGCGGCCGCUGCAAUCGUCAAAACGGUCUCGGAGAAUCCGUUGCUCGUCGCUGAGUCGAUUCUCGAUCAUACCAUGACGUGCCCACUGGUCUUCAGUGCAGUCCUUUUCGUCGCGUUCGUCUUGCUCAGUUUCGUCCCCGCAUGCGCCAGCGUGCAUGAGAGGCUGAGUUCUGUCGACGGCCCUGUCACUGUCGCGAAGGAGGUAAGUAUCGUUCGCGCCAGCCCAGCUGGCAAGCACAUGGCGGCCGUGUGGUCACCUCUGCGGACGACUCUCUCGCGUGCUUAUUACUCGCAAGAUGGUGUCCUGGGCGUCGCACGACUCGCGGCGAAUUUGGCUGUAUAUCCCUUCCGUCAGACCUGGGUGCACAGUCUGUACCGCUGGAUUUCGCCCAGCGACGAAGUAGUACUUUUGGGAGUACUAUUUAUGCCGGUUACUUUGUAUUGCGGAUACGUCAACUUCGGUGCACCAGCCUGCGUCUAUCUCUCUGGCCUUUUAUUCGGGAUCGCCAACGAUUCCGGGUUGCGUACUUCAAGUUGUGACUAUGUCAUAACUAGCAUUUAUACUCCCGUGGAUUCACUUAGGCAGCAGGAUGCACGACUCCAGCGCUUGUAUUGUUCUGGAGAACUGUCAGGAUUCGACAUGAGAGCCGAAUGGAAAGAAUGGAUGGAGCACCAGCUCUAUUCAUUGGAAAUGUUCCACCUUGCACUCUUCGUGUCCUUGGUGGCGUUGGCGCUCCUCCCUACCUUCAUCGUCUGGACGGUCAUCAAGCUGAAGGGCUUUGACUACAUCAUUGUCCGGAAAGUAAGCCUGACAGCGACAGAGGUUGCAGGGAAACCAACCCCGAAGAAGGCCAAGAGGGCAAGCGAUGUGAACCCCGCCAGAAGGAAUGGGACAACUGGGAAUCGAAUGAGGGUCAGUCAGUGGUCUUCGAUGAUUGACCAGUUAAACGGCCGGAUUAGAGAACUUGAAGGACGCACCCUCGACUCUAGGUCCAGGAUUUUGGCUCUUGAGGAAACAGUCCGGACUAAAGACCGAGUACUCGCCAAAAUCAUGAAGGUCCGCGAGGAGCUGCAGCUCGUGAACUCAAAGGAGCGUUCACGACGCGAGCACCUUACCGAGAAGCUGGCAAAGAUUGUCAAAACGCAAGACACGCGCAGUUUAACUUGCUCCCUCCAGUUGGCGCGAGAGCAGCUGAGACUGGAAGAGAUGCGAGCGGAGAUUGCAGAAGACAGGUACCAGGCUCUCAGAACGCUUGCGGGUCACCUCAAUUCAGAACCAAGCCUCCAAACGCACCUGCGCGAUUUUGACAAGAUCGCUGAGGAGUGCAAUAUGGACGGUAUCAGUGCCUUGGCCCGCAAGGCAAGCCUGGAAGUCAUGCAGCAAACUCUCAAGGACAAGUUACGCUACCUGCUUAGUGAGGCAACGCCCAAGGUCUACGCCGUUCGGAACGCCAGAUGCGACGAAAAGAUUGCCGAUAUCAAAAGAACGACCGCCCUUGAGAGGGAACUCGAAAAUGCGCGCCGCCAAAUCAACUCGCCCGCAGCCGAACCUGCCAAACGUCCACGUAUUGCCGCCACGAAGGACAACCCGGUGACGAAAGCCAACGCUGAGCUUGACGCGAUGAGACAACAACUUGCCAGGGUUGUUGCUGAUCUUGAAAUGCAGCGCGGUGAGACUGCAGCUACGAUUGGCCUCUUGGAAGGUGAACGCAGCGCGCACGCUCUUUCCGUCGCGGCACUCAAUGAGACGCACAACACGGCCCUCAUCACCCACUCGAGCCGAACGCAGGAGCUUGAGGUGGAGAUCCAAGCAGCGAGAAGGCACGCCGAAGAAGUCAGAGCAGGAAAGGACAAGGAGAUUGCGGACCUUCGCCAAGAACUCGAGGCCAAGAAUCAGGAGAUCGUGGCUCAUACCCGCGAGAUCCAGGAAACGGGCCGGGUAAUCGUCAAUAUGGAGGGUGAGCUCCAAGAAGCCCGGCGCUCCUUUGGAGCCCUUGAGGUUGCCGCCAAGGCCCAAGAAUUUCACGAUGCCCAGACCCAAACACCAGUCACUGGCGCUGAGCUCGCCCAACUUCAGCAACAGCUGGUUAGUUCCGCUACUAGAGAGGAGGCUCUCAGUACUGAACUCGCCCAAGUCAAUGGACUGUUACAGCAACUGCGGCUCGAGCACGCCCAGUUUCAGGAGCAAGAACGGCAAGUGAAAGAAGGUCUGAUCGCUCAGUAUCAGGCAGCCUUGUCCGGUAAGGAUGCCCAGUACAAGCAGCAGAUCGACCAUCUCCAGUCCGCAGGCCGAGCCCUCGAUGCAGAGUAUCAGAAACUGCGCACGAAGGUCCAAGGGCAGCAGGCAACUUCGACUGCGCUCGCGGACGCUAACGCAAAGGCGGUUGAACAUCAAGCACAAAUCAACCAUCUGACGCAGAAACUGAGCCAAGUCACCCAGGCUCCGACAGACGAUUUGACUAGACAACAGAUGGAGAAGCUUCGCACGCGGGUGCAAGUUCUCGAGAAAGGUGACCGUGACAAUAUCGCAGACAAAAUCCGGUUCACCCAACGGAUCAAGAGUCUGGAGGAGGACCUUCAGAAGGCCAAGAUCGCACUCAGCAACGCCAAAGCGGAUGCGGUAAGCCCUCGCCCUGUACGAGGCCCCAAUCCAUUGAGAGCAAAGGUCGACGACUUGAAUAAGGCUCUGCAGUCAAAGGACGCUGAGCUAAGUGCGCAACAGGCCCAAAUUGAGACUCAACGGGACAAGAUCAAGUCUCAAGAGGACCGGCUUAGCUACCUUGUUUCCCUGGGCUGGAUUCAAGAGGAUAGCCCCAAGGGGCUGGAAGCUCCCAUUCCGGAGGCGGGAGAGUUGAUCAGGUCCGAAGUCGACGUCCAGAAACGGGGCGGUGAGCCACUCGAGCCGCCACCAAAGAGACAAAGGACGGAGGAGUAUGAGUCCUCUGCGAUCCUGACCGUCCCAGCCAUCUGGGCGAAGACGACCGACCAGUGA
Histoplasma mississippiense is the source of this 3063-nucleotide messenger RNA. RefSeq lists its product with no specific name. Lineage: Eukaryota; Fungi; Ascomycota; Eurotiomycetes; Onygenales; Ajellomycetaceae. The record is from RefSeq and is a predicted model, not a curated record. Bases 1 to 3063 code for a protein of 1020 amino acids. The transcript is spliced from 3 exons.